Patiria miniata (bat star) is the source of this 3010-nucleotide messenger RNA. Its product is annotated as probable DNA primase large subunit. The transcript has 4 exons. Gene Ontology annotation, biological process: DNA replication, synthesis of primer. NCBI's taxonomy places the organism in Eukaryota, Metazoa, Echinodermata, Asteroidea, Valvatida, Asterinidae. The record is from RefSeq and is a predicted model, not a curated record. Gene Ontology annotation, cellular component: alpha DNA polymerase:primase complex. The coding region runs from base 84 to 2192 and encodes 702 amino acids.
CACAAAACAAACAUGGCGGCCUCCAUGUCUGUUUUCUUGUAUCAACCCGCGCUCGCAAUCAUUUGACAAUUUCAAGCCAUAAAAUGGCUUUCUACAUUAAACCUCCAGGCGGGAUCGAAAAACUGCAAAACCUGGCCGUCUACGGCAAGAAGAGAUUGAGAUUUCUGCAGCAAGUAUUGAGAUGUGACAGCAGCGCAGAUUUCCGCGGGUUGUUGGAUUGUGCGGACACGGCAGAUGAUUCCGAGUGUCUUAUUGAGGGUACAACGAAAGACCGUGUGUCACACUUUCUUCUGAGACUCGCCUGCUGCCAAGACUCAGAGAUGGCUUCGUUUUUUGUGAGAGCGGAAACCGAGCUGUUUUGCCAUCGUUUUGCAAGCAUGAACUUGACUGAACUGGUCCACCUCUUUAAAUCCACUCACUGCUUUUUGUGUCGUCUGUGUCGACAUCACAGCAAAAACAGUAGGCUGUUUGUCGUUCAGAGUGGACAGUCUAGUAGCAGAACUGUCUGCAUUGAUCUGCUUAAGAUCCUGAAAGGAAUGAUAGCUGAUGGGCUGACCUGGGAAGAUGUUGUUAACAGGUACCUGGAAGGGUGUAGGUCAGAGGUCAUACAAGUCCCUUUUGAAUAUGCUUUAUCACUCGUUGCCAGUCGAUCUGUUGUGCUAGAGCGUGGCGUGGCUAUGGUUCCCCCUGCUGACAUCCUAAAGGUUUUGGCCUCGCUGUUUGAGGAGCUGAUCUCUAAUGGCAUGGUAGAUGCACGUCAUUCAGUGCAUGAUGUAGCUGCCAGUGAUGAACGCAUGGUGGAGCUGUUUCGUGAGUUAAGGCACUUGUACUACUCUGGUAGCAGAUUAACGGGGGUUGAUUGGACAUUGGACAGUGGCUCUGUGGCCUUGGAGGAUAUUGAUAAUUUGUCAGGGUGUUUCCCGCCGUGUAUGCAACACUUACAUCGAAUGCUGAGGCAAAAGCAUCGGCUAAGACAUUUCUCAAGGAUCCAGUACACUCUCUUCCUAAAAGUGGUAGGUCUGCCUGUUUCCGAGGCGGUAAAGUUCUGGCGAAGAGAGUACUCCCAACCAAGCUGUCACCAUGGCGACAGUGCCGGAUGCACUCACACCUGGCAACGGGACGGAAGGAGAUACACAUACAGCAUUAGGCAUCUGUAUGGGUUGGAAGGGUCAAGGGUCAACUAUAAGGCACACAGUUGCCGCUCAAUACAGGAGUGCAGCAUAGGACACGGUGAGGAAGGAGGAUGUCCGUUCAGUCACUUUGAUGAUGCGCAUCUUAGAAAUGUGAUGAGUUAUGCAGGCAUCAGAUCGGAGGAAGACACAAGACAAAUCAUUGAUCUUGCCGAGAGAGGAAAAACGCAGGCUGCCUGUCGAGCGUUUUUCAGGAAGUCAGUUGCUGUGAGUUUGGCCCGUCUUUUGAAGUCAAAUGUUUCCGAAGGAAACAGUAGCAGUGACCUCGACAAGAGAGAAGUUGAUGAAAAAGAAGCUGACGCCGAAGACAUUGAUCUUCAACCGUGUAAUGAGAAGAAGCCAAGUGUUGGAAUGGGCGGAGCUGUAGCUUCUACCGCUGAUGAUGGUAGAGAAAAUGCCAAUGUUACAAAACAGUCUGAAAAUCGCGAUGCAUCAGGAUCUCAAUCUCUGAGGGGAUCACAAGCCUCCGAUAGGGUUCCUAGUUGGAAGGAUGCUGAUCUUAGAGAGGACGGGUCGUUCUUUUCUGUCACUAAUGAAACGACCUCCUCAAAAGAUCAGUUGCUGAUGCAUCAAGUUAGGACAGGCAGUGAAGACUACAGUGAUAAACAAAGAGCUGACAGUGAUUUAGCAGGGGAAGGGUCUAUUCCUUCCUCAGGGAAACAUUCAGAUAUCUUGCCCACUCGCCAUCAGCACAUAGAAGUUACCUCUGAAACAGUUACUGGAAACUCAAGAGAUUCUAAAGCAGCUGAAAUAUUUGAAGGAGUCCCGCCUCCAUCUGCCACAAGGACAUCCAACUCGUCAAACAAUCAUCAACCGAUACAUCAAAUUGGUCAACCAAAGACUGAUUCGGGAAGCCGUGGAGACUCGCCUGACGAGACAGCACCUAGCAGCUCAUCUAUCACCAUUCUAAGAGAUGUCCAGAUCCACAAACCAAUUGAUUACUACAGGAGCUACGUUCAGCUCCUAGCGAGCCUCCAGCAACUUGAGGAGUCAAAUCUCUGACGGAAAUCUGAAAAUGUUUAAUGUACGCAAACCACAACUUAGCUCAAGAGGAGAGGAUUGCUUCAAUACUUUACACCUUUUUAGACAAGUCUCCACAUUAGCCUUUUUGAGGUAUUUUGGACACAAUAAGAGAGUGCUAAAUGGUUUGGGUGAAUUUGGGUAAAUACACAAGAGUUUCCCGAAAGCAAAUAGCGCCCCCUAUUGUUUCCACCAUAUAUUAAAACGGCUAGUGCGUGAGCUCACAGCAAUCUGCAAAGAUAGGUGAUAAAAGCGACAUUCAUAAUCCUUUUGCAGUUAUAUAAGAUAAUGUACACAAUUAACUAUUUUAAUAUUUUUACACCGACCAUUUUUAACAAUAACACCGUGCAGCUGUUGUGAAAACGCAAAAACUCAUAACUUUUAACGAAUUUUUGGAGCGUUUUUGUAACUCUUGAAUUGAAUAUACAAUGUAAUGGCUUUUGAUUAAAAGGGCUGCAUGGACUUCAGUAGCUACCAUUAACCAACUGAAAUAUUCCAUUUUAUACAAUAUAAAGCUAGAAGAAUACAAAAAUAAAAUCAACAAUUUCCUUGAUCUGAAAGAUAACCAAACUUCAAACGAAAAAAUAAAAUGUUCACAUUUUUUUCUUCUAAUUUGAGAAUGUUUUACGUUAUUUGUACAUGUACCUGAUUUUUUUUUAGUUUUAUCUUCCUGUUGGCGUCAAAAUCACACAUGCGAUGUUUUAUUAUUAUUGGCAAAAUUAAUACAUUCAGUGAAUAUCACUGAAUAUGAUCCUCUUCCACUAAUUCCUACGAAUUAAAAAUUAUGUCUUGGAAAUGAA